GGACUGCGGCAGGGCGGGUUGCAACAGCUCGUGGAGCUCAUAUGGAAAUGCGAGAGCCGCAAACGUAUACAGACGGACAGCAUCCAGAAGGUCGCUGAGGUCGUGUUGCUCGCACGUGAAGUACCUCUUCGGUUCGCUUUCGAAUGUAUACUAGCUCUAGCCCGCAAGAUGCCGUGGCUCCGGCACCAGUCGAUCAAGGACAACGUUCUGUUCGGGUACCCAUAUGACAAGGAGCGGCGCCAUGCCGUCGCCGAGUGCUGUGGGCCCAAGCCGGAUUUGGAUAUUUUGGAGGAUGGGUACGCGAUGGAGAUUGGGGCGAGGGGUGUUAGUUUGAGUGGGGGGUGCAAAGGCUCGGACAGCCAUACUGCUCGGUUCUUGUACGCAAAAUUGUUCCCUGGAUUGCUGCUGGCUCACCGCACUGUCGAAUACCUCGUUCGUAUGCUGGAUGGACGAGUUGAUACCGAAGCGCCGUCAAGGAACUCCGCGUGCGUAAGGGAUUUCAGACGAAAUCGCUCAAGAUUGCAGUGUAAGCUAAGGGAGAAACCUAUCGUCGCUUUGGACGCCCCUAUCGAGGCCGCCGAGCCUGUCGAUGAAAACGCGCAGAAAGCUACCGAGGUCAAGAAACCCAGGAAGUUUGUCACGGACGAGCACCGCGAGGAGGGCGGGAUUGAGUGGUCGAUUUAUAUAGCAUCCGUGAAGGCUUCGUCGUACUGGACGUGGUUCGGCCUUCCGAUAAUCGUCAUCGCACAGUGCAUUGGUUUCAGCGAGAGGCUGUGGACCAGUACAUGGGGCUCAGCGUACGGUGCCAUGGGUCAACUUGUACCAUACACUCACCCGUCCAUCGCGUUGGACGACAACGAGGCUGCGUACAGCGAAUACCUUUUCCAGUCGCAACGUUAUACCCAGAACACCUUCUACCACGUCCAAUCCUCGUCAAGGGCCCUCCCGGACGUUUGCGAGUACCCCCUCUUCUAUGUUAGAGUAUACAGCUGUAUCGGCCUCGCCUCGGCCCUUGUCAGCAUCUCCUCCACCCUCGUCCAGUUCACCGGCUCGCUGCGCGCCUCGCGGCUUAUGUUCCGGCAGCAGCUCGAGCGCGUCACGCGCGCGACGAUACGGUGGCACGAUACGAUUGACAACCUAGCCGGGUCGCGUUCCACGGUGAACUCGUCGCUUGCGAUGUUCGCGGCGGCGAUUGCCACCGUUACGGUGUUUUCCCCACUGUUCCUCGACCUCGCCGCGAACCCUGAAUAUCACGAGGAUGGGUUUGAAAACGAAGAGCAACCCAAGGAGUCAGGUGUUCUCUGGGUUUGGGCAGCUUUUGGAGGGUAUCGUUACGGUUCGUUACGGUUCGUUACGGUUUGUGCCUUCUCGGCCGAAGGGCAGUUUUUGGAUGGUUUGCAUGGGAAGCUGGAUGUUACGAUCAAGAUGUGGUACAUGUUCUGGAUGUCGAACUGCUGGCUGCUGCUCAACUUCGACAUUCUUGGUGGCCAAGCGGUUCUGAUUACGAUGUCCUUCGCCUUUGUGGACUCCGGCAUCGCUAGUGUCUGCAUCAAGAACGCGAUGACGUUCGCCAUCAGCGUGUACUAGGCGUGUCGGUUUUGGACGGCGCUUGAGCUCGAUCUCAAAUGAGCUUUCCGUUUCUUCUCCGUACAAAAUCAUAGCUAACUAAUAUAUUAUUAGCUCUGUCGAGCAUCUGGUCGAGCAUCUUGACCUCCCUCAAGAAUCGCCCCCCGUCGUCGAAUCAAACCGUCCCUACUGAGCCUCGAGCACAGGCUCGGCUGACCUCAUCUCGGUCGAGAACCUCGUCAUCAAAUAUGCACCGGAGCUGCCGUCCGUGCUCCGCAACGUCUUGUUUACGCUGAAGCCGAGGGAGCUAAAUGGGCUGCUCGGUUGUAUUGG
Molecule: messenger RNA, 1899 nt
Organism: Coniophora puteana RWD-64-598 SS2
Lineage: Eukaryota; Fungi; Basidiomycota; Agaricomycetes; Boletales; Coniophoraceae
Exons: 8
Coding region: 169-1587 (472 amino acids)
Biological process (GO): transmembrane transport
Cellular component (GO): fungal-type vacuole; membrane
Molecular function (GO): ATP binding; ABC-type peptide transporter activity
Source: RefSeq, a predicted model, not a curated record